Messenger RNA from Clavispora lusitaniae ATCC 42720, 546 nucleotides. Lineage: Eukaryota; Fungi; Ascomycota; Pichiomycetes; Serinales; Metschnikowiaceae. The record is from RefSeq and is a predicted model, not a curated record.
AUGAACUUUUUUUGCUUAUUAUUAUCUUUAUGUAUUAUCCAUAAAGCUAUAUCGCUACGACUUUUCGACGACCACGAAUUUGUCAGAAUCAUCCUGCAACUUCAAGAUUGCCUUUCAAAUAUGUCAUCUAUUUACACAAUGUGUCUUUACGAUAACACCGAAUUUCAGAUUACGCGAGUUGACCAUAACCCUAUUGACUUGGAAACGAAUGAUGCAUUGCUAUCUGACUGCAUUGACAAAGUCUCAAGUAAUUACACGAUACAAACUGAUCUUGAGGCGAUUCUAGCAACAGACGACUUUGAAGAAACCUCAGACGUAAGCUACACAUCUGCUUCUGGUCCAUUCGGUCAUUAUGAAUGGGGGUCACUGGCUGACAUUGAUACCAGUCACACCAACUCUUCACAGAUCAUCAAUGGGAAUCCUGUAUUAAUGUCCAUACACUGUCAUUGGGAUAGUGGCAGUUGUGGUAGUGGAUUUAAUACUAUGCACCAUGUACAAGGUAAAUGCUACACCCACGUUUGGAAUGAUAUGGCAAGAUCAUUCUAG